Molecule: messenger RNA, 465 nt
Organism: Strongylus vulgaris
Lineage: Eukaryota; Metazoa; Nematoda; Chromadorea; Rhabditida; Strongylidae
Source: the annotation of a GenBank genome assembly
AUGGCUGAGUUUAUCGAUUCGAGUGCUGGGAAAAGUUCAGUAUUGGAGAACAUUGUCGGUCGUGAUUUCUUACCUCGUGGGACGGGUAUUGUGACGAGAAGGCCUCUCAUUCUUCAUUUAUCGCAUGUGCCACCUGAUGAUGAAAUCCGACGAAGAAAACCCGAUGGGACGUUGCUCACUGAGGACUGGGCGAUGUUUGAGCACACAGGCGGAAAGAUUUUCACUGACUUUGGGGAGGUUCGAAAGGAGAUUGAAACCGAAACUGAUAGACUUACUGGUUCCAAUAAGGGUAUCUCUCCUAUACCUAUAAUACUCAGAAUAUAUUCGAAAAAUGUAGUAAACUUGUCACUGGUUGAUCUGCCUGGAAUUACAAAGAUUCCCGUUGGAGACCAACCAGCUAACAUUGAGGUAAAGUUGACUUUGGUUGGUCGCAAGUUUUUACAAUCUCGCUCUUUCUUUAUAUAG